AAACUAUUUAAAGUAUAAAACUUUGCAGGUCUCAAUAUCAACGUUCAGUGAGAAUAUACUCGUUAAAGUUAAUUAUACAAACAUAAUCAAUAUUAUAUCUGGCGUGUGCAUUCUGAUCUACUAUUUUUACUGACUAUUAUUUACAUUAUGAACACGCAGAAAGUUUUUCAACAGAAUUUAAGUGGGUGAUAUUGAUAAGACAAUUCGUUUUGGAGUCAAGUAAUAUCAAGAACUGUUUCAGGUAAUUAUGGAACAAGAAAUGGAUGAACAGCCUUUGACAAAUCGAGUGCAGAUGUGGCAAAAACGAGCAGACGACCACAAAGAGAAACAACUUAUCAACCCAUUCUCUGAUUGGGAGGGAGCAUCACAUCGCCAAAAAUUGUCUAAAGACGAUGAAAAUUAUGGACGCCCCGUAUCAGGAUCAAAAACUGAAAUCAGAGGGAAACAGGCAGGUGAACAAAGUAGUCGUGAAGUAAUUAGUCUUUGUUAUGUCAUUUAUGACUUGGGAAAGCACCAAGAAGAUGGAAGUUAUAACAUUACUUUUGGUGAACUAUUUGAAACUUUCCUUAUGAUAUCUAAUAACUUAGUGGGAACAUUACUUAGAGCUAGAAAAUAUAAAUUUGUGGAGUUUGAAGGAGAAAUGUUGUAUCAAGGACGGGAUGAAGAAAAAGUGAUAACAUUAAGGACUUUACCGGAAAGACCGUAGUGUUUGUUUUUGUGACUAUUUACCAGAAAAGGAACGUAUGGGACUAUGUGCAAAUUAAGUGACAUAUACCGUGGACCCGUUUUAAGAACAUCAGAAUGUGGCACUACAGGGCAGUGGGAUUAUAGCGCACCUGCACUCCCUUUGUCAAACUAGGACUGUAGACGUUGUUAGUAUAUCACGAAUCUUAGUUCUGGACGAUGAAAACUCUUAGUCGAUCGGAAUGAUUUAUCGUUAAUUAAAUGAUUAAUGUGAACGAAUGUAGAUUAACUGGCAUAAGAAUAUAUAACAAACAUAUUCAGUAUUUGAUUUUGAAGUGCGUUUGCUUAAAAUUCAAAUUCAAAUCAAAACUUUUGUUGUAAACAUUUAUGUGCUCAAAAUCUCUUUUAAAUUAAAAACAAUUAUUUAAAAAUCGACA
This is a messenger RNA of Mytilus trossulus (common blue mussel), 1121 nucleotides long. Its product is annotated as actin-binding Rho-activating protein-like. The transcript has a single exon. The coding region runs from base 248 to 706 and encodes 152 amino acids. Gene Ontology annotation, cellular component: sarcomere. NCBI's taxonomy places the organism in Eukaryota, Metazoa, Mollusca, Bivalvia, Mytilida, Mytilidae. The record is from RefSeq and is a predicted model, not a curated record. Gene Ontology annotation, molecular function: actin binding. Gene Ontology annotation, biological process: positive regulation of transcription by RNA polymerase II; positive regulation of Rho protein signal transduction.